Molecule: messenger RNA, 888 nt
Organism: Erythranthe guttata (spotted monkey flower)
Lineage: Eukaryota; Viridiplantae; Streptophyta; Magnoliopsida; Lamiales; Phrymaceae
Source: RefSeq, a predicted model, not a curated record
AUGAAAAUUCUCUCAUUAAAUUCAUAUUCUAUUCCUAAUAAUGCAGGGGAGCUGGUGUGCGAGGAGUUGCCGGUGGAAGUGUGCUCCUUCUCGAUCGCGUCUUCUGGAAAGCGGUGCGUGUUAGAGACUUGGGAGUCAAGUUUGCCCGGGAUAUACCAAUGCAAGACUUCAGAGGUGGCUGUAGCAAUCGGCAUGCAGGGAUAUAUAGAGAACGACGACUGUGUGAGUGCGUGUGGGGUUGACAGGAACACCGUCGGAAUCUCGUCGGACUCUCUUAUGGAGACUCAGUUCACGUUUAAUCUCUGCUCACCACAGUGUUACGACAACUGCCCAAACAUCGUUGAUCUUUACUACAAUUUGGCUCUCGCCGAAGGAGUAGUUCUGGGUGAGUUGUGCAAGUCACAGAGAACAACGAGCUCUCGUCGUUCGGCGAUUCAGCUGCAAAGCUCAAGUGCAGCGGCUGAAAGUCCGAUCCCAAGUGUAACACUUUCGGCAUCUACUGAUUGUGCUCCACCACCUAUGUGAUCUAUCUAUCGAUCAACUGCUUUUGUCAUUCAUAAAAGAGGAUUAAUUAAUCCGCUAUCUUAUUUGUUUUUAUAGUUUCUUGUUUCUAAUUUUAAUAUAUUUCUUCCUUGGCUACGAGAGAAUGACUUAAAGACUAAGGUGAUCGAUGUUUGCAAAUGUUUAUUUAAAAGCAGAAGUUAGUGAUUGUGAGUUAUGUUAAUUUUAAGUGAUUAUUUCUAAACGUUGGGGUCCGUGUUUGCAAAUAUUCUGGAAAAUGAACUUAAAUAGAAAAAAAUAGGUACAAGUAUGCUUUUAAAAAAGUAGUUUAAAUCAGCUUAUUUUAAGAGAAGUAAAAGCAAAAGUUAAUUUUACAAACACCUAAAA